Rattus rattus (black rat) is the source of this 1010-nucleotide messenger RNA. It is a transcript of the gene Hacd2, whose product is annotated as 3-hydroxyacyl-CoA dehydratase 2. Gene Ontology annotation, cellular component: endoplasmic reticulum membrane. The transcript has 7 exons. NCBI's taxonomy places the organism in Eukaryota, Metazoa, Chordata, Mammalia, Rodentia, Muridae. Gene Ontology annotation, molecular function: 3-hydroxyacyl-CoA dehydratase activity. Gene Ontology annotation, biological process: sphingolipid biosynthetic process; fatty acid elongation; very long-chain fatty acid biosynthetic process. The record is from RefSeq and is a predicted model, not a curated record. Bases 66 to 830 code for a protein of 254 amino acids.
CCCCUCGCAGUACCCAGUCGGGUCUGAGGUGCACGCGUGAGGAGAGCGGACUGCAGGCGCUUGACAUGGCGGCAGCGGCGGCGACUGCAGCGACCAAGGGGAAUGGGGGCGGCAGUGGACGAGCCGUGGCUGGCGACAGCAGCGGCGCGCGGAAGAAGAAGGGCCCCGGGCCUGUGGCCACGGCGUACCUGGUCAUCUACAAUGUGGUGAUGACGGCGGGGUGGCUGGUGAUAGCGGUUGGGCUGGUGAGAGCAUACCUGGCUAAGGGGAGCUACCAUAGUCUUUAUUAUUCAAUAGAAAAACCUUUGAAGUUCUUCCAGACGGGAGCCUUACUGGAGAUUUUACAUUGUGCUAUAGGGAUUGUGCCAUCUUCUGUUGUCCUGACUUCUUUCCAGGUGAUGUCAAGAGUUUUCCUAAUAUGGGCAGUGACCCAUAGUGUCAAAGAGGUGCAGAGUGAAGACAGUGUACUUCUGUUUGUCAUUGCCUGGACAAUCACGGAAAUUAUCCGUUACUCCUUUUACACAUUCAGUCUAUUAAACCAUUUGCCUUACAUCAUCAAGUGGGCCAGGUACACACUUUUCAUCGUGCUGUACCCAAUGGGAGUGACGGGAGAGCUCCUCACAAUAUACGCAGCUCUGCCCUAUGUCCGGCAGGCCGGCCUGUACUCCAUCAGCCUACCUAACAAAUACAACUUCUCCUUUGACUACCAUGCAUUCCUGAUUCUGGUCAUGAUCUCCUACAUUCCACUUUUCCCCCAGUUGUACUUCCACAUGAUACACCAGAGAAGAAAGGUCCUUUCUCACACCGAAGAACACAAGAAGUUUGAGUAGCUCUCCACACCACCCCAAACCAAACUUUUCAAUGAUCAAAAAAUGCUGCAGACUUUUUGAGUUCCUAGUAAGAACUAUUUUUAAAAUAUUAAAUACAAAAGAAAAUAAAAACCAAAAUCCAGUGUCACAUGGGCCUGGGAUUUUAUAAAAAAUAAAAGUAAAAAGAUUAAAAAUGCAAAA